Molecule: messenger RNA, 1901 nt
Organism: Leptidea sinapis
Lineage: Eukaryota; Metazoa; Arthropoda; Insecta; Lepidoptera; Pieridae
Product: WAS/WASL-interacting protein family member 1
Exons: 8
Coding region: 360-1835 (491 amino acids)
Molecular function (GO): actin binding
Source: RefSeq, a predicted model, not a curated record
CUCCGCCAUAUUGAAAUUUAAGAAUUACUAUUUUAUUUUAAUGUUCGUUCUUGACUACGACCGUUUAAAACUAUGUGUUUAUAAUACAAUAAAGUUAUCGGCAGUAAAUGAUAACAUUUCGAUUAUCUCGUUUCAUUGAGCUUAAAAUGAGGUUAAUAUUGUGCCUUAAACGUAGGCAAUGAUUAAUGUUUUCGCAAAAGACUCGACUUUAUUUAUGUAAAUUAGAAUGAAUAAGUGUUGUGUGACGUGCUUCUGGUCGAGUGUUGUCAUUUGGAGCCAUAGAGGAGCUUAUGGUGGCUGUUGACACUUUUAAUAAAAAGUUUAUGGCUGUGUGAAUUAAGUGAUAAGUGAUUACUAAGAUGCCUCCAAGACCUCCGCCACCUCCUGGGCCUCCGCCCCCGCCAGGGCCUCCACCGCCGCCUAUUUUCGGUGCAACAAAAUCGGCUUCAUCUGAUGAUAGAGGCGCCCUUCUUAAUUCCAUAAGACAAGGAGCAAAAUUAAAAAAAACAGUAACAGUGGACAAGAGUGGACCCUAUAUCCCUGGGAAAGUUUCAAGUGUAUCUAAUAGUGGCCCUGUUGGUAAUGGAGUAAGGAGUGGAGGCAGUGUUCCCAAUGGUGGUGCUAUGCCUGGUCUGGGAGGGUUGUUUGCGGGGGGCAUGCCAAAGCUACGACCUACAGGAAAGUCAACAAGCAAUGUUGGAUCUUCUUCAAAUGGCCUAGUCAGAACCGGCAGUGGUAAUGUGCCACGAUACAAUCCCCCCCAACCACAUAAGUCGCCGGAAAAGACAAGGUCAUAUGGUUCCCCUAGUGGGAGCCUUGUAGCAGCUAUAUCAGAAGCGUUAGCGUCAAGGGAAUCACCUAGAGACACAAGUGACCAUUCGCCGAGAGAAGCUCCCAGAGAUCCUCCACCAGCCAGGCCUUCAAUAAGGCGGCAACCCAGCGAGGUCAAGACAAGAGGGCCGCCGCCAGAACCUCCCGUACAAAAGCCCCCAAUCCAUCUGAGUUCGUCGGAGUCUAUUCUCGUGUCGGAUCGCACGAGCCACCCCCAGCAGCCUUCAGAACAAACACUGCCUACCAACGUGGCGACUACGCUGCAUCGCAACAGGAGUUCCCUGCACUCCGGACCGCAGACUUCGCUGGGCGGGUCGAUGACGUCACUAACAUCAGCUCCUCCCACGCCCACUCCGGCCGCGUCUCUGUCCACCUCGGACCUGUCGGAGCGGCCGCGUGUCAACCACGGUAAACCCAACCUGGCGCCAAAGCCCCCGACCAUUGGCACCGCUCCCGACCGGCCUUCACCGCCUCCCAAGAAGUUGCUGGUCAAUGGCAAGUUGGCGGCGAGAGCGCAGAGUAUGAGGGUGCCGAGAUCUCCCCCGGUGUCCCCGCCGUCUCCGCCGAGUCUGUCCCGGCCGCCGCAGCCUCCCCCCGCGCCCGCACACCCCCCCAUCGGCACUAAGAACCCGGCCUCGCAUUUUGGCACGUUGAGAGCUCCGCGCGGGAUGCGUCCCCCCGCGGUGUCACCUCCGCCGCCGCCGCCCACUCGUACCGGCUCACUCGCUCCGCCGCCGCCUCCGCCGCACUACAGUUCGAGCAGCGAGGAAGGAGGCAAUGCGCCCGCUCCGCCUGUGCGCGGGUCUUCGAUACGCGGCGCCGCGGCCGAGUGGGAGGCGCGGUUUGCGGAUUUGUUCCGGACUCCCGCUGCCUUCCCGCCACCCGACCCCUUCCUGCGCAUCGCCAAGGGCUACAGCAGCGCGCAGGUGAGCAAGGCGCAGGCGCCGCCUCCGCCACUUAAGGUCCCGCUGGACGGUUGGUCGGGCACGUCGAGCGCCUGCUAGCGACCGCCGGGGGCGUCCGCCCCCGCCAACACACACUUGGCAUCCACAUCACACCUCAUCCCCGAC